This is a messenger RNA of Pundamilia nyererei, 1165 nucleotides long. RefSeq names its product cathepsin L1-like. Gene Ontology annotation, biological process: proteolysis. NCBI's taxonomy places the organism in Eukaryota, Metazoa, Chordata, Actinopteri, Cichliformes, Cichlidae. Gene Ontology annotation, molecular function: cysteine-type peptidase activity. Bases 145 to 1155 code for a protein of 336 amino acids. The transcript has 8 exons. The record is from RefSeq and is a predicted model, not a curated record.
UGUGACCUGCUGACAGCCACCUGACUGGAAUACUGUAGUCAUAACUGUAGCUGGCUAUAUAAGAACUCCUCAGACAGCUCUACAACACUCACAGGUGCUUCUACCUCAGUCUUCAGCACGUACACUGACAUCGAGCCAGUCAAGAUGAAGUUGCUGCUUGUUGUUGCUGCUGUUCUGGCUGUGGCCAGCUGUGCCAGCAUCUCUCUGGAAGAUCUGGAGUUUCAUGCCUGGAAACUCAAGUUUGAAAGAUCCUACCACUCUCCAUCAGAGGAGGCUCACCGGAGGCAGAUCUGGCUCAACAACCGCAAAUUUGUGCUUGUACACAACAUCUUGGCAGACCAGGGUUUGAAGUCCUACCGCCUCGGCAUGACCUACUUUGCUGACAUGGAAAAUGAAGAGUACAAGCGAGUGAUUUCCCAGGGCUGCCUUCACUCCUUCAAUGCUUCUCUGCCUCGCCGCGGCUCUACCUUCUUCAGACUUAGACUACCUGAAGGUACUGAUCUGCCCGACACUGUUGACUGGAGAGAUAAGGGAUACGUCACUGAUGUCAAGGAUCAGAAGCAGUGUGGCUCCUGCUGGGCCUUCAGUGCAACUGGCUCACUGGAGGGUCAGCACUUCAGGAAGACAGGAAAGCUGGUGUCUCUGAGCGAGCAGCAGCUGGUCGACUGCUCGGGAGACUAUGGCAAUGAGGGCUGCGGUGGAGGCUGGAUGGACUCCGCCUUCCAGUACAUCCAAGAAAAUGGAGGGAUUGACACUGAGGAGUCCUACCCUUAUGAGGCCGAGGAUGGAAAAUGCCGUUAUAAUCCUGAUAAUAUUGGAGCCACAUCCACCGGCUAUACUGAUGUGAGUAAAGGCGAUGAAGACGCCCUGAAAGAGGCUGUAGCCACCAUCGGACCCGUUUCUGUAGCCAUUGAUGCUUCUCAGAUGUCAUUCCAAUUCUACGAAUCAGGAGUGUAUAAUGAGCCCCAGUGCAGCAGCUUACAGUUGGACCAUGGUGUGCUGGCUGUGGGUUAUGGUACUGAGGACGGAAAUGACUACUGGCUGGUCAAGAACAGCUGGGGUCUUGAAUGGGGAGUCAAGGGAUACAUUAAGAUGAGCAGGAACAAAUCCAACCAGUGUGGGAUUGCUACUGCAGCAAGCUACCCUCUGGUCUGAAGAGGUCAGA